AUGCUAUACUCAGCCUCCUACUCUUCUUCUAUCCGCCUCACACUACGCUCUCCACCAAAUAUUUCGUAUAGUAUCCCCCAGCAGUACGGGCAUAUCUGCUACGCUAGCUCAUUCAGCUUCGCCCAUACGACCCUCUCCUACACUGCCUACAGCUGCGCAUCUGCUUACCACGCUUCCUAUCCGCUCGUAUCUACCAUAGUAGUAGUAGCUUCUACUACUACUUCUUACUAUAUAGCCUCCUACAUACUGCCAGCCCUACGUCAAUUGCAGUUAUCGCACCACGCAACCACUUAA
This is a messenger RNA of Bipolaris sorokiniana ND90Pr, 294 nucleotides long. RefSeq lists its product as uncharacterized. NCBI's taxonomy places the organism in Eukaryota, Fungi, Ascomycota, Dothideomycetes, Pleosporales, Pleosporaceae. The transcript has a single exon. The record is from RefSeq and is a predicted model, not a curated record. Bases 1 to 294 code for a protein of 97 amino acids.